ACAGUAGAUCUAAAACGAGGGACAUUCGCACUACUGUCAAAUAAUAUUUGUGUGUAAACUUCAAUGAUUCAUUUCUAAUUCCUACAAUUCUUAAAAUAUCAUGGAUUUGUCCAAAGUGACCAACGAAAAAAAACUGAUUUUAUGCCGUUGGUAUUUCAGAGUGGGCUUUGCUUUUUUACCAUUCAUCUGGACCGUUAAUGCGAUUUGGUUUUUCAAUGAGGCGUUCAGGAAGCCCGAAUACGAAGAACAGAAGCAAAUAAAACGAUAUGUUAUAUUCUCAGCACUGGGAUCAUUAUUAUGGAGUAUUGCUUUGAUAACGUGGGUGUCAAUAUUCCAAAUCAAUCGGACGAGUUGGGGAGAAUUUGCUGACGACAUUUCAUUUAUCAUUCCCUUAGGGUCACCCUAGAACUUAUUUAAUUAUUGUAAACACAAAAGACUUACUUUAUUUUACCUUAUAUUUAUACAAUUAAUAAAUAAAUAUUGAUAUCCUUA
This is a messenger RNA of Aethina tumida (small hive beetle), 492 nucleotides long. RefSeq names its product gamma-secretase subunit pen-2. Lineage: Eukaryota; Metazoa; Arthropoda; Insecta; Coleoptera; Nitidulidae. Bases 101 to 406 code for a protein of 101 amino acids. Gene Ontology annotation, cellular component: gamma-secretase complex. Gene Ontology annotation, biological process: Notch receptor processing. The record is from RefSeq and is a predicted model, not a curated record. The transcript is spliced from 3 exons.